Molecule: messenger RNA, 8071 nt
Organism: Mytilus californianus (California mussel)
Lineage: Eukaryota; Metazoa; Mollusca; Bivalvia; Mytilida; Mytilidae
Exons: 17
Coding region: 207-4646 (1479 amino acids)
Biological process (GO): G protein-coupled receptor signaling pathway; cell surface receptor signaling pathway; homophilic cell-cell adhesion
Cellular component (GO): membrane
Molecular function (GO): calcium ion binding; G protein-coupled receptor activity; protein binding
Source: RefSeq, a predicted model, not a curated record
ACAAGUAUGGACAAUCAUUGAUGUAUUUUUCAAAUUAGCUAAAAGAAAAGUUACUUGUUUUCAUCAUAUGUUUUGAUUAUUGAAUUCUUAAGAUGGAUUUUAUUUUAAUUUUCAAAAUGGAUAGUGAGUGACCCGUUGUAAACGAGGAAAAAGGUCUUUGAUUUGUAAUACAGGAACUGUUUUUACAUGUGAUUAAGGCGAAGAAGAUGUUCCCCUUGGGGAAGGUAUUGGUGCUUUUGAUUUUAGUAUGUUCAUCAAUAGCUACUAGAUCUUUCAGGAAGUUAAUACUGAGUGUUGAGCCAAAUCCUGCCUUAAUUCAUAUCAACGCCCCUCGAGGUACCCCAAUUCUUUCCAUCACUGGUUACGAUGCCGCUACUGGACAACGGCUAGAACAAGUACAGAUAACCAAUACACCUGAUGCUAAAUAUUUCACUCUCAAAGACCCAGUAGCUGGAGACAACAAGUGGUACUUAUACUCAAAACAGUUCAUGAACAAACCACUAAAUUAUGUAUUUCGAUUUCGUGUUUACGGGACUCAUCAAGGAACUGUACAAGACCGGGAGAUUAAAAUAAAAGUCAGUAAACCCAACUUAUAUCCACCGGUCUUUGAAAACCAGACGUAUGAAUUUAUCGCUUACAGGAAAUCAGCUGAUUUGGAUAUCCAACUUGUCGGAACUGUGAAGGCGAAUGACGCUGAUUUUGAAAUGUACAAUUCAAAAUUUGAUUAUUUUAUUUUUGAUACACAGGUCUUAGGACUGUUUAAUGUCGAUUCUUCAGGAAAGGUUAUCAUUGUAUCAAAACAAAAUUUUCCAAGCAAUGCAGACUCUUACACUUUUAGCAUUGUCGCCAUUGAUGCCGGUUCGCCCCAGAAAAUGAGCAACAUCACAGUAAAUGUUAAAAUCUCAGAUAUUCCACCUCCAGAUAUAUUUUGCGUAUCCGUUGAAGGAGUAAAAGCCAAAUUCUGCUGGAAAGAUCCAACACAUGGACAGUUCGUUAACAAUUACCAAUUACAGUUUACUGUUAACGAUAAGAACAUAACAACACGUCCCGUCGCAAUCCAUGGGAAACGCAAUGAGAUCUGUACCAGUGUUAGUGGACAACACAUGGAAAGAUCCUACAGAUUCACCGUACAAAUCUUCAAUGGAACUGAUAGGAGUCCUGCAAGUGUUCAAAGAUUUGUAAACAUUUCAAAACCGGGUUUAUAUGGGGAUUGUCUAAACUUUAGUAACUGCAGUAUAUGGAAGCCAUGUAAACAUGGCAAGUGUUUGACAAAGAAGGACAUGUCGUAUGAAUGCGAUUGUUUCCACGGAUGGAUUGGUAGAAAUUGUACAGUUAAAGAUCCAUGUCUUCCUUCCCCUUGUAUGAAUAAUGGACAGUGUACCAGGACAGAAAACAAUGGAUUCAAAUGUCGAUGUGCGCAUGGAUAUUUUGGAAAAUACUGCCACCAAAAGGACAGUUGUGUUGGUGAUCCUUGUUUAAAUGAAGGGUCGUGUUCAUCAAAACCUGAUGGAAGUUACGAAUGUCAUUGUCGACCUCAUUUUACAGGGCAACAUUGCGAGGUUACAGAUCCAUGCAGUCCUAGCCCUUGUAAUCACACCGGUUUGUGUCAUAGACUAACAAACACAGAAUAUGUGUGUUCUUGUUUACAAGGUUACUAUGGAGAUGAUUGCGAAAAUAUAAAUAAAUGUGAAUUACACAAUCCAUGCAAAUCCGGUUGGUGUGUUCAUAUUGACCAUAACCAAUUCAACUGCACAUGUUACAAAGGCAGUUCAGGGAAAUAUUGCAAUAUAACAGACGACUGCAUGAUAAAUACGUGCAAAAACGGUGCGACGUGUGUUCCAGUUCACGGAAAUAAUGUCAAGAAAUACGACUGUCAAUGCAGCCGUGGUUACCAUGGGGAAGAAUGUCAGCAUUAUGAUCCGUGUUCGAGCAAUCCUUGUCAGUUUGGCGGAGUCUGUCGGGCGUUGUCCGACCAACUUUACCGUUGUGAAUGUAAACAGGAGAGAUAUGGAGAGAAUUGUCAAUUUGUAGAUGGAUGUAAGAUUCACAAAUGUGGCAAAAAUAUGGUUUGUCAGAACACAUCAUUGACUGGCGCUGUUGAGUGCUUGUGUAACUCUUCGCCCUGUAGACAAGGUGGAACGUGCACAAUAGGCUAUAAUUCUCAACCGUAUUGCAAAUGUAAGAGCGGUUACAGCGGCACAUCGUGCGAGAGGUCAUGCACUCGUGAUUCUUGCCUGAAUGAAGGCACUUGUGAAAUAAUAGAUGGAUCUUAUGAAUGUGUUUGUCCAGAUAAUUUCUUCGGAACACGAUGUGAGAAUUAUGAUUUCUGCAAUGCUACCAGAAUGUGUAUUCGUGGUGCUAGAUGUCAACUAACACAGAAAACCUACCAUCACCUAAUAGUGAUUAACCAAACUAUGACGGCCAAUGUGACAAAUUGGUACACAUGUUCUCAUUGUCCUGUAGGUUAUACAGGUGUCCGGUGUCAGUUCAAAACAGAUCCAUGCGAUCAUAAUCUUUGUGGGGCUGGCGUUUGCCAGAAACAAGGAAACAGUUAUAUUUGUAUUUGCCCAGAUAAUACUAGACAAAGGAGAUGUAGUGACGAUUCAUGCCCAGAUGAUAGUAAAUAUCAUGAUAAAAGUGGACGAUAUGCUUGGCCAGAGACAAAAGUGGGAUAUUUUGCAAAAUCAGUAUGUCCACAUGGCAGUACAACAACGAUAGACGAAGUAUUUCGUAUGUGUCGAGUAGACUCUAGAGGACUACCAAAAUGGGCGACACCAAGCACAUCGCACUGCAAACAGUUGACUGCAUCUGAAGCUGAUAUGGCACUGAGAAAUCUUGUUGCAUACACAGGAGAUGGCGUCCAUCUGACGUCACAGGAAGUUGCUAAUGUAACCAAUCAACUUGAAGGAUUAGCAGCGUAUGCUGUAGACGAUGUUAAGAUUGCCAAAGACAUGACCAUGGUUAUCAGUAACCUUCUCGAAGCCAGAGAAUCGGUGUUGAUAGAGAGUAACCAUAACAACCAUUCUAGUGAAAGAUUGGUUGAAUUGUUGCACGAGUAUACAGAAGAUGUACCAAUGAACACCAACUCAAAUGCUACCAUUGAGACAAAGAACAUUAAUAUCAUGGUUGUCAAUCAUUCAUUAACCGAUAAUCAUGAAGAUUUUCACUACCAACCAUAUCUUUCGGAAAACAGCUCAUUCGAACAGGGUGGGGUUAGCAUGAUUGUGCCUGCGGAUGUUAUGCGACAGACAAAAGAAUCCAACGUCCGAUUACAUUUCAUAGCAUACAGAACCUCAGCCUUUUUCAUACCGGAAGUUGCUGCGCCAGAAGAAGUAGUGCUCAAACAGAGAGUAGUAACUGCAGAAAUAAAAGGGAAAACUAUAGCGAAUUUAUCAACUCCUAUUAGAUAUAAUGUUGUCAACAUGGAGAAUGGUAGAAAUCAUACAUGUGUAUACUGGAACACUACAGACUGGUCUACACAAGGAGUAUACACAGUUUCAACUGGUGGAAACAAAACAGAAUGUCACACUACACAUCUGACAAGUUUUGCUAUCUUAAUGGAUCCAGUUCCAUCAUACGAACUUGAUGAAGUACAUGACAAGGCUAUGACUUACAUCUCAUAUAUCGGUUGUGCCGUAUCUAUAUUUGGAUUGGCUGUUACCAUAGUAACAUAUAGCAUGUUUAGAUCGUUGAAUAGAGAAAAAUCUAGCAGAAUUCUAUUAAACAUGUGUGUUUCUAUGCUUCUAAUGAAUGUAGCCUUUUUAAUGAUGGCCGAGACUACGAAGUCGGAAAGUUCUGCUCUUUGUACAACCAUAGCAAUACUUCUCCACUACUUCUUAUUAACAUCAUUGAUGUGGAUGUUGACAGAAGCUAUAAAUAUGUAUCAUGCUUUGAUAACUGUAUUCACAACAUAUUCCUCACAGUUCAUACUGAGACGUUGUGUCAUAGCAUGGGGCAUACCAUUACUUGUUGUGGCUAUUACUAUGGGUAUCAACAAAAUGGACAAUUAUAACUCAAAAACGGAUUUUUGUUUUAUAUCUCAUGCAAGCACAAUUGCAUUUUAUAUUGCCCUUCUUGGACCUGCCUGUUGCAUUCUGAUCAUCAAUACCGUCGUCUUUACUUUGGUUGCGAGGGUAAUUUUAAAACCAAAGUUCAGAGGUCAUCCAAAUGGAGGAAGAAGGGAAAAAGUUACGCCUACUCAGGUUCGUGGGGCAUUCACAGUAAUGGUUCUUCUUGGAGUUACUUGGGUUUUUGGACCUGUAGCAAUCAACGAAUCAAAAAUAGUUUUUAAUUAUAUUUUUGUGGUGUUAAACUCUUUGCAAGGAUUUCUAAUAUUUGUCUUCCGCUGUUUGUUGAAUACAGAAGUGCGUUUAUCCUGGCUAUAUCUACUGAAGACUGGAAAGUUCAAGAGAAGAAGAGGCCCAAUACCAUCCACGACAGAUUCUUCUUCGUCUUCAAAAGCUUUACAUGACUCAAAAAUAAACAAUUGUAGUACCAUUGAUAGCACUGUUGACACAAAUAGUCCUCAUAGUCCCCGAAAUUCAGUUCUGAAUGGCAAUGGACGGGAAAGUAACGGGUUCAGUGAAUAUGACAAGAACAAAAAUAAACAAAAUGGGUUAGGACUAGACAACUUCACAAAGAUAUGAACUUCCAGUAGUAUAUUUUCGAAAGAAAAGAUAGUUAAAUCUGUCUCAGAAAUCAGAAAAAUGUCGCGCGUGAAUUGUAACCGGUCGUUAAUGUAGUUUGAAAUAUGAAGGAGACAGAAAAUAUAGUUCAGUUCUUUUUUGUAAUCACCAAUCAAAGUGAAAAUAUGAGCGUGUCAAACUGACUUGAGCAUUAAAGAUAGCAAUACGUAUUGACAAUCAGUAAUGAACUCUGACCUUAUGUUAGUAAUACGAGUUGUUGAUUACGAUACAGUUGGGAAAGACUUCAUGAUAAUUUACCUAUUAAUUACAUACUAUACAAUUUAACAGCUUUAUUAAGGAAAUAUAUGAUAAUAAACUAUAGUUUAUUCAUAGUAAACAAUUUUAUUUAGCCAGUGAUGCAGAACAGAUAUUUGAUGAUUGAAAACACAAUGAAAUAUUAUGGAGAAUAUAGCAGAUGCCAGAUAGACUUAGUAAUAGGAAUACAUUUCCUAAGUCCCUGUCUUGCCAAAUUGUGAUAUCUUGUAAUAUAAAUUGUCCCUAAUUGAUAGAUAGAAAAAUCUUGUUUUUAUUUUCUUUCCAACACAUGCAUGUUUUUGUUAUCAUUUGAUUAGUGUUCUUCGUGUUUUUGUCUUUUUUUACCAUUUAGAUUUAUUUAAAUACGAUUUUUUAUAUUUCAUUCAAAGAAAUGUGCAUUAUUUGAAUCCGGCAACAAGGCAUUGUUUUUAUGCUUGUAGUUUUAUGUAUAGCUAAAAGAUUUUUAGUUAACUAGACAUCCAUUGUAGUUGUAGAUCAAUUUGUGUUUUUCCUCCAGAUGGCUUUCAAUUCGUCCACUUUGUAUUUGAGUCAAUCAAUACCCAGGAUACUGUAAAUUUGGAUAAGAGUAAUAAUUAAUAUUUAAUGAUACAAAUUAUUCAUAAUAGACUGCACACAAUUGUUAUAUGUAAUUGCUUAACAAAUAUGUAUGAAAUAUUGUACUUUUAUGAUAAUUUAUCUAAGUUUGUAUCUUCUUGGGUGAACCCCUCACACACUCAGUAAAUAUUCUUAUUGUGUGUCUCUGUGUGAUCCAGAGUGUACCCUCUUAUUCUGUAGAUACCUUAAUUCGAUAAAUGAAGAAAAAAAUAUUUAGAAAUAUAUCCAUUAAUGUUUUGUCUACAGUACUAUCAGUCAUACGUUUCUAUUUUAGAUGUGUUCAAGAGACAAAAAAGUACUGCAUUUUGGCAUUAGAACUUUUGUUCGAGACAAAAAAGUACUGUAUUUUGGCAUUAGAACUUUUGUUCGAGACAAAAAAGUACUGUAUUUGGGCAUUACAGCUUCUUUGAAAAUAACUCAAAUAAUUUAUUUUUAGAUAUACAUUCAAUUAUGAAUCAUUCGUUAUCAGUCACAAAUUUGCGAAUUCUCGACACUUAAUAUGUUUGAUAUUAUAACUGAAUAACCAUUUGCAUAUUUUCAUACCCCUACAUUUUUUGCAUGCUGGAUAUUAUAUUUGAAAUGUUUUCGAAUUCAGAUCAUUAUUUUUAAUUGAUGUAUAAAUAAGCAUUUUUUUCUGUUUCAUUCAAUCAUAUGAAUACUCAAAACAAAUGAUUCUAUUUCUUUAAAAUGAAUUUAAAAAAAUAACAAAAAUAAUCAAUGAAUGCAUCCCAUUGAAUACAGAAGUAAUAUUUUGCUAAUCAAUAUUACUCAUGUGUUAUUGAAUUUAUAGCUUACAGUGCUGUCAGCGUAUUUUAAAAUGUUCCUGCGUUUUGAACUAAGAUUGGUAGUUGUAAUUUUAUUAUCAAGGAUAGAGAAGAAAUGGAGUUUGAAAUUAUGGAAAAUACAUUUUGUUCUAGUCUGGUGAAAGUAGAUUUUUCAUUUUAUAAUGACUAUCGAUUAGUUGGCUAUUUGAAUUUAGCCACUGUUUUUAUAUCCUUUAAAUUAUAGUUACUUUUAUUUUUUUAAAGAAAAUCAUACCAUGUGCAAUAUUUAAGUGUUGUUUUCUUUUUCUAUGAGAAAAUAUAAAAAACAAACUUCACACAAAAAGAUGUUUGAUACUUUCAUUACAUCACUGGUUAAAAAAAAUUACCUAAAAUUAUAAGUAUAAUUAAAAAUGUAUUUAUGUUCAAGUUUGUAAAAUUGAAUCAAAGUGACAUUUUACAGAAUUUAUUAAAAUUAAUAUAUUGUAUGCAGAUCUCACACUUUCAGCGUAUCUUUCAUAUUUAUUAUUUAUAUAACGAGACAUCUACAAAUCAUAAUUUCAGUUAUGCAAUAGAAAUCUAUUUAGCACAUCAACCGGUGUAUAUAAUCGUCAUAAACUAUUAACUAUUUAAUUAAAUUCACAUUUAGCAUGUUUAUGCACAGUCAUGGUGUGCAUCUACUACUUGGGUAUGUUUAAGUCUAGGCUUUUGAUCCCUUAUCUCACCCUUUCAUUUAUUUUCCAUGUUGUGCAAUCAUACCUGGUCUGAUAACACAAUUAUCACCCUUAGAUGUGGGUGUCUACAAUGUUGUCUUUAGUGUGGACAGUGUAUUAUAUGUUAUUAUUACCAGCACCUUCCGAUUUUAUUUGUUCAUGAUAAAUGCAUACAAUGCAAGUAGAGGAUAAAAUUGUAUGUUAAAUGAUUGGUAAAAAGGUUAAGUAGUGAUUUGUUCCAGUUUUUAAAAAUAAAAAAUAAGUAGGCCUGCUGGUGUUAGAUUGAAUUCAAGGCCCCUUUAGCAUAGCGUUGUCUAUAUUUUGAUUUAGAGACGAUGAAGUUUUCUCUAAUUUUGAUAUAAUGUGUCCUAAAAGUAGUAAACUGAAGAAAAAAAUAUUUAAAAAACGCAUUGAUUUUUUUUAAUUGUAUAAUAUAGUUCUUUAAAAAUACACAUCAAAUUUAUUGUGUUAUCAGAUCAACUAUUCAUGUAUGUUAACAUAACUAAAAUAAUAAAAAUAUUAUCUAUGUGCUAUAAUAAACAAUUAAUGUUUUUCUAUUUACCUUGUCGUUCGAAUGGAGACGGAAGAUAGUCUUACGAAGUGAAUUUUCAUUUGUGAUAUUUUGGUAACCUAAUUGAACUAUGACUUCUGACAAACAAGUUGACAUGAAUUCAAAGCAGUUUUUUUUUCUUCAUAUUUACUCAUGUUGUUUUCUGAAGAAAUUGUUAAAUUUCUUUAUUUCAUUUCAUCUUUUUUUCAAAUCCAAUCUAAACAUUUAUCAUGCUAUCUUAGUUUUCUACGCAUCAUACUUUUGUUUAGAAAGUAUUUCUUUGUAUCGUCUAUAGAAAAUUUUUAUCUAUGCCCAAGGUAUCAUUUUCAUUAUUAGUUUGAUAAGUGCAUUCUCAUUAGUGUCACCUGCAUUCGAUGUUAUCGUAUAAUUUAUUGUUAUAUACUUAAACAUGUUAAAAUACAAUAAAAUAUCAUUGUAUAGAACUGUGUUACUAAACUUAUUAAAAAAAACUGAUAUAAAACAUUCAGUCAA